Molecule: messenger RNA, 1008 nt
Organism: Periconia digitata
Lineage: Eukaryota; Fungi; Ascomycota; Dothideomycetes; Pleosporales; Periconiaceae
Source: the annotation of a GenBank genome assembly
AUGACCCGUCACAUAUAUGCAUCGUUUCCUGGACAUGAAAUCAGUAUGGUUGUGAAAAUUAUUGUUCUACAUUUUUCGAACCCCGUUUUCAUUCUUGGACUCGUAUUCCUCAACAGUGACAACACUAACAUGGCCACCAAUGCCCACUGGUUCAACCAUGCGAAUACCUUUGUAGCGACAGUAGAUGACACGUACCCAUUCAUCUCAGAAGUCAAGGAGGGAUUCCUCGAUGGAAAAUCCGUCCUCGUCACCGGUGCAUCUCGAGGAAUCGGUCUCCAAACCGCAAUCCACUUUGCCAAAGCCGGAUGUUCCAAGAUAGCACUAGCUGCACGCUCCCCGUUAACCGCAACCAAAAAAGCUGUCGAGCAAGCAUCCCCCUCUGCCCAAAUCAUGACACUAGCAUUGGAUGUUUCUUCACCCGAAAGUGUCCGCUCUGCUGCCAGUCAGAUCCAGCAAGCAUUUGGACAUCUCGAUAUCCUCAUCAAUAACGCCGGUCAUCUGUCACCGUUCCAACCAAUAGGUGACUCCGAUCCUCUGGCCUACCUUCAAACCUGGGAGGUCAACCUGAAUGGAACCUAUCUGUGCACCCAAGCAUUUCUGCCCCUCUUGCUCGCCCCGUCUUCAAUGAAGACAAUCAUCAAUGUAUCCUCGGCUGGUGCCAAUGUGGUCAUACCUGGUGCCUCCGCCUAUCAAGUUUCCAAGUUUGCCCUGUGCCGCUUCACAGAGUUUUUGGACGCAGAGUACGCGGACCAGGGUCUUGUUGUAAUCUCUAUGAACCCUGGGGGAGUCAAGACUCAGUUGGCGCUCGAGAUGCCGGGAUAUAUGAUGCCUUUUUUGGUGGACACAGUGGAAUUAGCAGCUGAUACCAUUGUCUGGCUCGCCAGAGAGAGGAGGGAAUGGUUGAGAGGGCGAUUUGUCACUGCUACAUGGAAGAUGGAUGAACUAGAACUGAAAAAAGACGAGAUUGUCAAGAGAAAUCUCCUAAAGUUUAGGAUGGCCUUUGAAUAG